AUGGCCGACGGUAGCGGCGGCAGUAGCAGUCAGUGGGGUUUCAACCAGACAACCACCAUGAGUCUUGCUUGUCUUGUAUGCCAUGGCAUGAGCAGCCCCUCGCACUCCCUUAGAAGCUACUCAGUGUCAAGUUCAGAGGAGGAAAGCCGAUGUGGAGCUGCUGUUGCCUGCUUAGCUCGAAGAGUGACACCAGCUGCAACUUCUGCUAGUGUUGGGACAUCAAAAGUGACCCCCUUUCCUCCCAUGGUGAGUGGUCAAGUUGGUACAGAGGGCACUCCUCGGCUUCAACGCAGCCGUGCUGUGUCCAGGGACCUUGUUAGAGAUUGGAACUUUGACGAAGUAAUUGUUGCAAAUUAG
Miscanthus lutarioriparius is the source of this 357-nucleotide messenger RNA. Lineage: Eukaryota; Viridiplantae; Streptophyta; Magnoliopsida; Poales; Poaceae. The record is from the annotation of a GenBank genome assembly.